This is a messenger RNA of Cherax quadricarinatus, 3516 nucleotides long. Lineage: Eukaryota; Metazoa; Arthropoda; Malacostraca; Decapoda; Parastacidae. The record is from RefSeq and is a predicted model, not a curated record.
ACAGGUGUAAGGAAACACUUUGAAAUGUUUCCACCCCUCCAGGGGUCAAACCCAGACCCUCCGUGUGUGAAAUGAGAGCUUUAGCCGCCACCAGGCAUUCGGGUGGUAUCUCUUUCUGGUGCUGCCUUUGUCUGUGAUUGUCCCUGAUUGUCUUGGAAUUUGGUAUUGAAGAUAUAUUUAACAAUGGAGUUAAGGAGGAAUAUGUAUCUUCUUGUGUUGGUGUCCUGGCAUCUGCAAGCUCUGAUGAAAUGUCACUGGUAAUGAAGUUUAAUAAAGACUUGCUUGUGGAAGUCUCGUUCUUCUUUGAGGAAUUCACUUCUGUAGAUACAAAGAGAAUGUAGAAAGAAGCUUAGAACCUCGUAUUUAGUCCUGAUGUCAUGUGAGUGGCACUGAAGCAGAUCUUGUUAAGUGAAUAUGGUGUCACACCAGGACUAAAUGUGGCAUUUUCAUUGGAUUCUAUAAGUAUUACAUUUUUUUUUUUUUUUUAUCACACUGGCCGAUUCCCACCAAGGCAGGGUGGCCCGAAAAAGAAAAACUUUCACCAUCAUUCACUCCAUCACUGUCUUGCUAGAAGGGUGCUUUACACUACAGUUUUUAAACUGCAACAUUAACACCCUUGAAGAAAAAGUUUAAUAAGAUAUUUCUUUCUUUCAUACAAAACACUGGCAGCAUCCCACCAAGGCAGGGUGGCCCAAAAGCAAAAACGAAAGCUUCUCCUUUAACAUUUUAUAAAUAUUACACACGACCCGUAUAGCGUAAUUAAAAAUCUUAAUGUUCUUGAAGAAAAAGUUUAAUAUUAUAGUUGGUAAAUAUUUUGUUUAUUUGUGCCAUUUGUUUCUUUCCAGGUGAUGCUGGCACUUGAGGCUGACACUUGUAGUACCAACAUUGCAGGUCAUCCAGAUACCAAAAAAUUGCACUUGUGCCAUUAUUCAGGUUAUCCUGGCACCAGAGGUUUUCAUAACUUGUUUGUGUACUCAGUUCAAAACACAUUCUUUGUGCCUCUGAUAAGUUAUCUUAGGUAAUUUAAAGUCAUUGUAGCAAUCACUUGACUUUAUAGAAAGCACCAAGACCAGUAGAGAGAAAGAAAUCAGAUUUUUGUGACCAGAAAAUAAUCAUAAAUAUGCUUUUGUAAUAUGCGUGAGAGGUAUUACAUCAACUUAUAUCAGUAUAUAUCGUUCUGAAGAUUGUUGUGAAAACUUUUGAAAUGGUAUUAGAGAAACCUUCUGUGAAGUGCUUUGCCACGACUGAGGACUUGAUCCAAGGAAUUUGAUAUUUUCUAAUUCCUUAAAUCAUCUCUUGUGUUUGCCAGACACUGGCCCUUAUGAAGUUAGUAAUUUCUGAUGUGUAUAAUAUCACGUACCAGUAUUCCAAAAAUAUUGGUUUUCAUUGUAAAUAGAUAUUUACAGAAAACAGUUUUGGCUAAGAUUAUAAUUCAUAUGGAAGAUUAUUUGAUCACUGUUCAAUAUGUCUAAAACACUCAAAAAUAAAUGUGUUCAAGAAACACAAAAUACAGUUCACUCAGAAGCUCUUCACUGCUCAGUAUGUCAAAAAGUCUUCCUCAGAAAAUCUGAUUUGAUGAGACAUAUAACAAAUCAUAUUAGAGAGAAACCAUAUCAGUGUUCAGAGUGUCCAAAUGCCUUUUUGAACAAGUCUGAUUUAAGGAAACACAUUCAGGUUCAUACUGGGGAGAAGCCACUUCAGUGUUCCGAAUGUCUGAAGGAUUUUGCAAACAAAUCUAAUUUAUUAAGGCACAGGAAAAUUCACACUAAAGAGAAACGUUAUCAGUGUUCAGACUGCCUAAAAACUUAUUCUGAAAAAUAUUUAUUAGUUAGUCACAUAAGAAUUCAUACUGGAGAGAAACCACAUCAGUGUUUGGAGUGCCUACGAAAAUUUACACACAAACGUGAUUUAACACAACACAUUAGGAUUCAUACUGGAGAGAAACCAUAUCAAUGUUCAGAGUGCCUAAAAGUGUUUUCACAAAAGCCUUAUUUAAUAAAUCACAUAAGGAUUCAUACUGGAGAGAAACCAUACCAGUGUUCAGUGUGUCUAAAAGGCUUUUCCAAUAAAUCUGAUUUAAGAAGACACAAAAGAAUUCAUACUGGAGAACAACCAUAUACGUGUUCAGAGUGUCUAGGAAAAUUUAAUAAAAAAUCAGAUUUAAUACGACACAUUACAGUUCAUACGGGAGAGAAACCAUAUCAGUGUUCGGAAUGCUUAAAAGGCUUUUCAGAUAACACUUACUUAAAAAGACACAUGAAAGUGCAUACUGAAGAACAACCAUAUAAGUGUUCAGAAUGUCCAAGAAAAUUUAAUAAACAAUCAGAUUUAAUACGACACAUUACAGUUCAUACGGGAGAGAAACCAUAUCAGUGUUCGGAAUGCUUAAAAGGCUUUUCAGAUAACACUUACUUAAAAAGACACAUGAAAGUGCAUAUUGGAGAACAACCAUAUAAGUGUUCAGAGUGUCUAAGAAAAUUUAAUAGAAAAUCAGAUUUAAUACGGCAUAUUGCAGGUCAUACUGAAGAGAAACCAUAUCAGUGUUCGGAAUGUUUAAAAGGCUUUUUACGUAAACAUAAUUUAGUAAAACACAUGGAACUUCAUACUGUUUAAGAGACUUUUCAGAUAAAACUUAUUUCCUGAAACUCCUGAUAAUUCAUACGAAUUGGAAGUUGUAUUGUAUAAUUUUUCAGAAGAGUUCUUACAAAAAAAAUCAGUCUUCUGCAACACAUCGGAAGUCAUGUGGGAGGGAAAUCUUGUCAAAAUACAGCAUGAUAAAAUACAGUGCUGAGUGUUAUCUAGUAAGAUGUAUGCAGAUGCUUGAGGAAAAGCUCUGUCAGUUUUCUAGAUGUAUUUAAAGAUUAUUUAUACAGUGUGAAUAUUCAUACACAGAAUAUUUAUACCAGGCUGUAUCAGUAUCAGUAUCAGUAUCAGUAUCAGUAUCAGUACCAGUAUCAGUAACUCAUGAAUUAUAUAAUGUAAAGGUAUCAGAUAGAUAUACAGUGGACCCCCGCAUAACGAUCACCUCCCAAUGCGACCAAUUAUGUAAGUGUAUUUAUGUAAGUGCGUUUGUACGUGUAUGUUUGGGGGUCUGAAAUGGACUAAUCUACUUCACAAUAUUCCCUAUGGGAACAAAUUCGGUCAGUACUGGCACCUGAACAUACUUCUGGAGAGAAAAAAUAUCGUUAACCGGGGGUCCACUGUACAUGUAUAGGAUAACUGGAUCACUGUCCACUAUGUCUGGAAUAUUUUUUCAGUUCGAGUAAUAAUAGUUUUAUAUAACUGUAAAUACAGUGGAACCUUGGUUUUUGUUUGCCCUAGUUUUCGAUUACUUUUUUCAUCAAAUAUUGUCCUAGUUUUUGUUCAUCACCUCAGUUUUCGUCUGCUGUACUGAAUGUGUUCAUCUGUCCGUGCCCACAUACGCAUUCUGAGCCAGUCUGACCUUGUUUCGUGAGAGUGAACAUUACUCUGUGGAUUCAUAUGAAACAGUUCGUAAUAAUCCAUUGGUUUUUGUGC